AACCGCCCUCCUGCCCCGCACUGAGCAAAGGGCGCCGCCCCCAGUGGGGCGCCACGGGCCCGGUGGUUGGGCUGUGCCGUGCCGUGCCGCUGCCUCCCACCCUGGGUAUUCAGGGGAAGCCGGAAACUCGCUCGCCAUGUCGGCUGCGGAGGCGGGGGGUGUUUUCCGCAGAGCCCGGGGCAGGACCCUGGACGCGUUUCCCUCAGAAAAGGAAAGGGAAUGGAAAGGCCCAUUCUACUUCAUCCAAGGCGCAGACCCACAGUUCGGGCUCAUGAAGGCCUGGUCCACCGGGAACUGUGACAGCGGCGGUGACGAGUGGGGGCAGGAGAUCCGUCUAACUGAGCAAGCUGUUCAGGCCGUCAACAAGUUGAAGCCCAGACCCAGAUUCUUUGUUCUCUGCGGGGACCUCAUCCAUGCCAUGCCAGGGACGCCCUGGCGGAAGGAGCAGACCGCGGACUUGCAGCGGGUGCUGGCCCGCCUGGACAGCGACAUCCCGCUGGUGCUCGUCAGUGGCAACCACGACUUGGGCAAUGCCCCCACGCCCGAGACCGUGGCAGAGUUCCAGCGGACCUGGGGGGACGACUACUUCAGCUUCUGGGUCGGGGGUGUCCUGUGCCUCGUGCUCAACUCCCAGUUCUGGUACGAUGCCUCCCGGUGCCCCGCCUUGAAGCAGGCGCAGGACCAGUGGCUGGACCAGCAGCUGAGCGUCGCGGGCCAGCGCGAGUGCCAGCACGCCAUCGUCUUCCAGCACAUCCCACUCUUCCUCCAGAGCAUCGACGAGGACGACGACUACUUCAACCUCACCAAGUCUGUGCGCAGGGAGGUGGCUGACAAGCUCGUCCGAGCAGAUGAUGAAACUAAAGCCAUUCAGUUAAAAAGCGCCAACACUGGGAUUGGAUUUCCAUCUCUGUCCCCCUCCAGAACUGUUCCAUUCAGUGUCAUACCCGCACGUGGCUGGUCCAGAUUGAGGUGGGCUCUAAGCGUGAAACACACUCUGGAUUGUCGAGACUUGGUAGGUGUCACAGCUGUGUUCUCAGGCCACUACCACAGGAAUGCCGGGGGCACCUACCAGAACCUGGACAUGGUGGUGUCAUCUGCCAUCGGAUGCCAGCUGGGCCAGGACACCCACGGGCUCCGAGUCGUCGUGGUCACUGCCGAGAAAAUCGUUCACCGCUACUACAGCUUGGAUGAGCUGAGUGAGAAGGGGAUAGAAGAUGACCUCAUGGGCCUGAUGAAGGAAAAGUGAUGGUGGCUGGCGAUCUCGUGUUUCACUUCCCCUGGUUUUUUACUUUACCAGAAGCAGCAGGUACACACCGUCCCUUGUUGAAACGUAAAAGUUCUCCAAGCCGAUGUGUGGAUUUUUGUCCUUUUGCAUAAAUCAGAGAGCUGGGUCCUCUCCUCCUAUCCUAAAUUGUAUUCAAAGUAGAACUUCCCUCCCUUUAAAAAAGAGAGGAGUUGGGGGAACUGGAAAAUAAAAGAAUAAAUGAUU
Molecule: messenger RNA, 1489 nt
Organism: Prionailurus viverrinus (fishing cat)
Lineage: Eukaryota; Metazoa; Chordata; Mammalia; Carnivora; Felidae
Gene: CPPED1
Product: calcineurin like phosphoesterase domain containing 1
Exons: 5
Coding region: 137-1246 (369 amino acids)
Molecular function (GO): hydrolase activity
Source: RefSeq, a predicted model, not a curated record